GUUGAUCGUCGACGCCAGGCGGGCCAAUGAGUGCUUUCAGGCGCCGCCCGGGGUGUCGCUCCUGACUUCGGAGGGCCUGUCGAGGAUAGAGGUGGAGCUGCCCGCUAGCGCGCCGCUGGGGUCCGAACAGGCCGCGAAGUUGUUGGGAGAUUUUUGCCUCUCGAUCGGCCUCUCGGACGUCUCCAACUGUUUCCACAGGUUGCGCGUGCCGGCUUGGCUGCCUGACUAUUUCUGCCUCCCUCGUGCGCCGGCUCACGUGAUGGGCGCGGCGGGCGCGGAGGUUGACGGGCGUGUCCUUGGCCGCGCGGAGGCAGUGACACCGUGCUGGGCCGUGCUCCCCAUGGGCUUCGCCUGGAGUCUAUGGAUCGCUCAGAUGAUCAACGAGACCACCGUGACCAAGGUGGCACCCUCUCUGCCUGGGUCCCCUCUGCGCGAUCGUGGACCGCCGCUGGUGGUGAGACCUGCCCUGGGGGGGGAAUGCAACACGCUCAGCCACUAUGUGUAUGUAGACAACCUCGGAGUGAUAGGCGUCUGCGAGGCCGCAGUUGGCGACGCGCUCGAGCUGCUGGAGGAGGGCUCCAACCGCGAGGGGCUGCUGCUGCACAAGUCGGCUUUGGGCGCGCUGCUGCGGCGCCGGCGGGCCAGCGCGCGGGCGCUCGAGGUCGUCUCGGGGCACUGCGCGUUUGCCGCCUUGUGCUGCCGAGGCCUGCUCAGCGUCUUCCAUUCGGUGCAUGCCUUCGUGGAGCGGGGCCGCGCCUCAGGACGGGCGGAGCCGCUGUGGGGCGAGCGCCGCUCCGAAUUACAAGCCUUCAGGUCGCUAAUGAUCUUCAUGUUCAGUGACUGGCUCCGAAGCUGGAACGACCUGGUGGACCAGACCGACAGCAGCCUUGAGGGGUGCGCGGUGGCGCAGGCGCUCUGGCCCUUGCAGGCCGCAUGCGAGGUGGGUCGCACCUCUGAGCGGCAACGCUUUCGCCGAGUGGGCUCCCAUCGGGCUCGACAGAGCGCCCUCGAGACGGCGGGCUUCUGUCGGCAGGCGGACGGAAGCUGGGCAGUCGCAGCCGCCGAAGGGCUUGAUGAAGAGAGUGGUGCUUCCGAGGAGGCGUCAGACUGGGAAGUGGAUCAGUCUUUUCCCGAGGCUCGGCCGAGCGAGGGCCAGCGGGGGCUCGAGGCGCUGGCCAGCCAGAGGAAGGCCACCUUGCGGCCGCCAGGCGUCCAGCCGGCGCUGCGCGGCAGGCUGAGUGGCAGGCGCCACGGAAGGGCUCCCUCCGACAACGAGGAUCGCCUGAAGCCCGCGCCCAGGCUGGCAGACGUCGGCGAGAACAGCAGCACCAGCGGCGAGGGGGGGCCAGGGCCUGGCGCCGCGCUGGGAGCAGCGCGGAGGCGCGCGGGCCGCCAGAGAGGACGAGAGCAGCUGAUCACCGUCCUGACGGCCGCAGCCAGGGGAGUCCACCGCUGCCCCGGCGAGAGCUCGGCGGCGCUGGAGUUGCUGGAGCGAUGCCGGAGCCGGUCGGCGGGCUUCGACUCUUCGGAGGGAGAGCGCCCGCGAGUGCACGGCGAGCUGGUCGACGGCAUGCGAAUGGGGAACCUCGCUUUCCUCCUCUUCAUGGGCCGGGGCGCCAGCGAGGGCAUUCAGAUCCUUGCAGGCCUGAUGUUCUCGACGGCGGAGCUCUCGAGGGCUGGCCGCUGCGGGCCCCCCCGGGCCCCCCCGCUGCCAGAGGGGCUGGCGGCGGGGUGCCCCCGGCCGCAGCUGGCGCAGCUGGUCUCUGACGUUGUGGGCUGGAGUGGCCAGGAUGUUGGCUGGCCUUUUCCCUCUGCAGGCCUCGGCCCCGCGGUCGGUCCCGCUGGGCAGCCGCUGGAGUGGGUCGAGCGGAGCAGUGUCGCCCGCAGCGACGUCGGCAUCGAGAGGGACUCGCCGCUCUUGCUGUUCAUGAGGCCCGUCCAGAGAGUGAUGGCCGAUGGGCCGAAGGGCGAGGUGGUUCGGACGUUCACGUAUCUCCAGAGCCCCCGGAAGCCGAACUUUCCGCGGGGCGAGCCGAGCAUCGCAGAGACGAUAGUGCAACACCCGAGGCGGCACGUGGGACCGUCGAUCGACGUCUUCGGGCAGCGUCGGACGGUGCCGGAGGCCCAGCGUCGCGGACAGAGUGGAAGCAUCAUGAGUGUCCAGCGGUACGACGAGGACGUCAGGUUGGCGAGGAGUUGGGAGCUGCUCCCAGACAGGAGAUCCCAGCUGCUGGAGGCAUGCGGAGCAGCGCUCGAGGAAAUGCCCCCCGGCAGACCGCGCGGC
This is a messenger RNA of Prorocentrum cordatum, 2284 nucleotides long. The record is from the annotation of a GenBank genome assembly. Lineage: Eukaryota; Dinophyceae; Prorocentrales; Prorocentraceae.